Messenger RNA from Raphanus sativus (radish), 1407 nucleotides. RefSeq lists its product as uncharacterized. The record is from RefSeq and is a predicted model, not a curated record. Lineage: Eukaryota; Viridiplantae; Streptophyta; Magnoliopsida; Brassicales; Brassicaceae. The transcript has 4 exons. The coding region runs from base 1 to 1407 and encodes 468 amino acids.
AUGUCAAGGUUUCUUGGAGGGCUCAACCGAGAAAUACAAGAUAAGGUAGAGAUGCAACACUAUGUGGAAAUAGAAGAGAUGUUGCAUAAGGCCAUUCUAGUGGAGCAGCAGCUCAAGAGGAAGGGACAUUCACGUGGAAGCUAUGGGACUACUCGGUUCCAAAGUCCUAAGGAAGAUAAGCCUAACUACCAGAAGGAGAGUAAACCUUAUCAGAAAGAUGAUACCAAGCCUAGCAACAUUUACAGCAAGGACAAAGGAAAGACAGGAGCCACUGGGGAGUAUAUGUCUCAAGAUGAGAAGAUACACACUGAUCAUGAGCAGACUGAAGAGGAGUUUGAAGAAGAACCGAUCAAGGGAAGGUUGCUAGUGACAAGAAGGCUCUUGAAUCUUCAAACUAAGACAGAUGAGAUUGAGCAGCGAGAGAACUUGUUCUACACUAGGUGUUUGGUUCAAGGGAAGGUAUGUAGUCUUAUCAUUGAUGGAGGCAGCUGCGUCAACGUGGCUAGCGAAACUAUGGUCAAGAAAUUGGGUUUGCAAGUUCAGAAGCAUCCAAAACCAUAUAGACUGCAGUGGCUUAAUGAGCAGGGCGAGAUGAGGGUCUCUGAUCAAGUAAUGGUACCUAUAACCAUAGGGAGAUAUGAGGAUGAGAUCUUAUGUGAUGUGAUACCUAUGGAAGCAAGCCAUAUUCUUCUCGGACGACCAUGGCAAUCUGAUAGACAUGUGAUACAUGAUGGCUUCACCAACAAGCACUCGUUUGAAUUCAGAGGAAAGAAGACAGUGCUGGUGCCAUUAACCCCUAAAGAAGUGCAAGAGGAUCAGCUCCAUCUACAAAAAAAGAAAGAGAUUGAACUCAAAACUGAUCUCAACAAGCAGCAUAGCUUCUAUGCCAAACAGGGAGAUGUCAAACGAAUUCUCUACUCUCAAAACUCUAUUUUGUUGCUUGUGUUUAAAGAAUCUUUGCUAACCACCACUGAUCAUACACCGGACCAUCCGAGUGAACUAGUUUCUCUUUUACAGGAAUAUGCAGAUGUGUUUCCAGAAGAUAGUUCCAAUGGUUUACCUCCAGUUCGUGGGAUUGAGCAUCAGAUAGACUUUGUACCUGGUUCCACACUACCAAACCGACCUGCAUACAGAACUAAUCCAGUGGAGACUAAAGAAUUGCAAAGACAAGUAGAGGAACUGAUGGAGAAGGAUGGAGUGAAGGUUGAUCCCGAGAAGAUCAAAGCCAUACAAGAGUGGCCAACUCCAACUACAGUGGGAGAAGUGAGGAGUUUUCAUGGGCUAUCAGGAAUUGGAAUUGGUGCUGUAUUGAUGCAGGAUAAAAGACCCAUAGCAUACUUCAGUGAGAAGCUUGGAGGGGCAACUCUCAAUUAUGCAACGUAUGACAAGGAGUUGUAUGCUUUGUGA